Mobula hypostoma (lesser devil ray) is the source of this 1519-nucleotide messenger RNA. RefSeq names its product plasma membrane ascorbate-dependent reductase CYBRD1. Gene Ontology annotation, cellular component: lysosomal membrane. The transcript is spliced from 4 exons. The record is from RefSeq and is a predicted model, not a curated record. Bases 166 to 1011 code for a protein of 281 amino acids. Gene Ontology annotation, molecular function: oxidoreductase activity. NCBI's taxonomy places the organism in Eukaryota, Metazoa, Chordata, Chondrichthyes, Myliobatiformes, Myliobatidae.
CAGCUCCCAUCCAAAAUCUUGCUUAAUUCACCGCCGGAGAUGGCCUGCACUGCACAUUAGGACACUGGCGUGGUGAGAGUUCCGUACACACCACGGACCAGUGCCCCCGCUCGUUACACUGAGAGCAGAGUCUCCCUCAGUCUGCGAACGCACAGCCUGGAAGAAAUGGAAAAAUUCCGGCAGUUUGUGGCGUUGCUCUUGGCCGCCCUUUUGCUGGGAAUUCUCUCGAUUGCCACUGUUUUGACCUGGGUGCUUUUUUGGAGAGGGGGUCUGGCGUGGGAUUCGGGACUGCUUGAAUUUAACUGGCACCCGGUGCUCAGCACUGUAGGAUUCAUCUUCAACAACGGAUUCGCACUGAUCAUUUACAGACUGCCCUGGACAUGGAACUUUAGUAAACCCCGAAUGAAGAUCAUUCAUGCCAGCCUCAGUAUUGCAACCUUUAUACUUAUGAUCAUUUCACUUGUGGCGGUUUUUGACUUUCACAACUCCAAGAAGAUUCCUAACAUGUACAGCUUACACAGCUGGAUUGGACUGGCUGCAGUUAUCAUGUAUGCUUUGCAAAUGGUAUUAGGGUUGUGCAUUUUUUUGCUGCCAUUCACUCCCAUGUAUAUCAAGGCAUUUUACAUGUCAAUCCAUGUGUUUGCUGGUCUCUUCAUCUUUGGAAUGGCAAUUAUUGCAGCUGAAACAGGAAUAACUGAAAAACUUAUUUUCUCUCUGCGCCCAGGAAGUAAUGUCACACUCUCAUAUGCUCAGUCACCUCCUGAGGCUAUAUUUGUCAAUGCUCUUGGAAUUCUGAUUUUAGUCUUUGGAGGGUACAUCUUCUGGAUUGCCACACGACCUGAAUGGAAACGCCCUCCGGAACAGGUAAAAGGCAGCAUGAGUAUUGAUGAAGCAUCUACCUUAAACAAAACAAAUAUUUCAGCUGAAAUCGGUAUGGACAAUGUUGGAGAGAACACACCAAGACUGAGACAAGUCAAUCUUGAAGAUGUGGGCCAAAGAGCAACAUUCUAAGAAAUGAAAUGAAUUGUAAUUUGCUCGAUUGCUGUUUUAAGUUUUUAACCAUUUUUGUUUUUAAGUGUUAUGCAUUCAAUAGUGCCUAAGUGAGCAAAAAUAACUAAAAUGGUUUACAGUUGGCUUAGGAUUAUUUUCCUGGAACCCGAGGCAAAAUACUGACUUCAAAGCAUUUCUUUUUUGUUAAGCAACAACUCAGUAUAAUCAGUAUUAAAAAUCUUCAUAUUUACAUUUAUGCUUUACAUUUCCUUCAUUGAUAAUAUUGACAUUUUCCCUUGUGUAUGUAUUUGUGGUUUUAACAGACCAACUUGCUGCAAAACCAAACCUUGCUCUAAUUUUUCACUUGUCUAUGAAUGUUAAAUGUGUUGUGAAACAGAUACCUUGCAUACUUUAUAUAAUGGUAAUCAAAUUUGUUUAGACAUCUCUUUAGAGAAUAUACCAUUUAACUGUUGGUUUCAGUAUUAUAUGCUCUGUAUAUUUACUAUUUAUAAAUAAAAUUACUACAAGU